This is a messenger RNA of Paramecium sonneborni, 8688 nucleotides long. Lineage: Eukaryota; Ciliophora; Oligohymenophorea; Peniculida; Parameciidae. The record is from the annotation of a GenBank genome assembly.
AUGGAAAAUAUCUUUUUUGGUGGAGUAUAAAAAGCUGCAGAUGAUAUUAUUGAAAAGCUAGAGAGAAUCCCUUAAAGAAACUUAAACAUGAAAGUUCAUAAUAAGAAAGAAUAAACAAAGAGCUAAAAAUAUGCCAAAUUCUCCUUUCGUCCUGAAUUUUCAAUGGAAUAAUCUUUAGAUAAACUUUAAGUAAUUUCAUAUUGAUAUUGAUAGGAAUAUUGUAAUGUUUGCAAUAAGAGAAUAAUUAAAUUUAAAGGAUUCAAAGGAAACUUUAAAAUUGAAAACUGGAUGAAUGUUGAAACAAAAUUGAGAAAUAUCAAUGGUUUAAAAUCAAUUGCAUUCAUUGACACAUAAUUAGAUAAGGAACAUUUAGAUGUUUUAAGCAAAUGGCUAUCUUGGAUAGAACCUUAGAAAUUAAUUAUUGAGUUAUAAUAAAAUGAACUAGAUAAUGAAGAUUUAUGUGAUUUUCUCUAUUUUUUAUUUGAGAGACGAAUAGAUAUUAGAUAUGUAAGAAUUUAUUUUAAAUUAGAUUUACAUAAUUGGAAAUCCAGGAAUUUAUAAAGGAGUCUUCUUAAAGGAAUUUUAAUAAUUUUUAAUUCGUAACUUUGCAACAAAUUAGUUUCAUUAUUAUAAAUUAAUUAAAAAUAAAAAAGCUUUAUCAAUUGCUAUAGUCUAGAUAUAAAGAAGCAAAAACGAUGAAUAAAUAAAAAAGAAAAUAGAGAAAGCUAUUUAAAAAAUUGAUUAAACAUAAUAUUAUAAAUUAGAUCUAAAAAAUUGUUUUACUGAGAAAAAUUGGUAAGGAUUUUAGGAUCUUAUAAUAAAAACUUAUAGAGAAGAUAAUUUGGAAUCUUUAUCAUAUUUAGAUAUUAGUGAUAAUUUUUUAGGUACUUAAAAUGCUUUCAAUAAUAUGUGUACAUUAAUGUCAUCAGCAAAAGGUUUAUUAGUUUUAAAAAUAGCUAAUUAACCUUUAAUCCAUAAUUCAAAUACUAUAGAACUAUUAUAAGGAAAUAGAUAUGAUAAUUUAAAAUUAAAAGAAAUAGACAUUUCAAAUAAUUCAUCUAUGACUGAGAAAGCAUUUCAAUUAUUAUCAGAUAAUAUAUUUUAGUAUUGUAAUAAAAUAGAUAUUAAUGAUUGUUUAAUUGAAUAAUAUUCAACGAUGUUGAAAUUCUUUUUUAUGGUAGAAUCAUUCCUAAAAAAAACAAAAUAAAAAAAAUAACUAUUUUAAUAAAGUAAUUAUAUUAUUAUUAAUAUAGAAAAAAUAAUUAAAUAUGAUCUUUUAAAGGUUCUAGAUUUAAGAACUGUAGAAAAUUACAAUCGUUAUGAUUAAAUAGAGAGUCUUUUGAUGAAUACAGUAUUUACUGAAUUUAGUAGUAUAAAAACCUUAUGUAAUGAUUAUUUAUAUGCAUAGAUUUUUAAGAUCUUGAUCCAGGAAGAUGUGAAGCUUAUAUUAGAGCUAAAUAAAAAUUUAUCAAGCAAACUCUGCAAUUGAAAAAAGAAGGUUCAAUCUUUUCAGAAUAUAAAAAUAGCUUAAAUAAACUUGUCUUCUCGAAAUAAUAAUAUAGAAAUGAUACUAAUAUAAUGACAGAUUUCUUCUUAGAGUAUUUUUUUACUGAAAAAGAUACAAUUAUUGAAAUUGAAUUUUUUGAAAUUUAAACUGGCACAUUAAGUAAUAUCUCUAGGGCUAAAGGAUUAGAAUUAGCUUGUCAAGAAAUUAUAAAGAAAACUAAAACUAAUCCUAAUCUUAAAUAUUCGAUAAAAAAGGUAUUAAUGAAUGAAGCAGACUUUUAAAUGAAUUUUGAUACACUCAAAUGUUUUUUAUAUUUACCUUCUGUCUAAUUAGAAGAAUUUAUCUUUUAGAAUGAUUUAAUGUAUUUUUAAUGGGAUCUUUGGUAUAAAGAAUCAACUAUCUUUUUUUCGAAUUUACAAGAAGGAUAAUAUCAUAGUUUGAAAACUUUAAAACUUUUCAAUGUUGAUGAUAUAAUAAUUGAAAUCAAUUAAUUUUUGGAAAUGUUUAUUUUUAACUCUAAAAUUAAUUUAAAAGAACUAGAGCUGAUAAAAAUUAUUACCAAAAAUACAUAAUAAAGUAAUAAAAACUUGAUAUCUAUUAUUGAGAAAACUAAUAACACUUGUUUGGAGAAACUAUCGUUUGGUUAAUUUUAAGGAGAAGGGGAGGAUAUAAUUUUCUAAGUGGUCGUUUUUAAUUAAAAAAUAAAGCUGAAAUAUUUAUAAUUAAAUAAUAUCAAAAUCUAAAAUUAUUUAGAUUCUAUUGAUAAACUUGUUUAAAGUAAUGCAGAUUAAAAUCCACUUCAAUUUAUACACACAAUUGAAUUUAUAAAAAUAUCAAUAGAUACAGUAGAAGACUGGAAAAGAGUGUUAAGAAUAUUUUUUAUAAAUUAGAGGCUAUCUCUGAAAGUAUUAUACUUUAAAGAUACUAUUUUAAAUAAAUGGUAUUCAGAAGCAAUUAAAAUAUUACUAUAACCUUAUGAAUAAGAAAUAUUUAUUGCAAUUUAAUAGAAAUAAGAAGUUGGAUAGAUUGAUAAAGAUAUAGAUAAUUAAAAAAAAGAUUCUGAAAUAUAGAAUCAGAAUAUUAUAUUACCAUUUUCAUUAUAAGAAUUACAUUUUGAAUAAUGUCACAUAUAAGAUGAUGUUUUGAAAGGGUUUUUAGUUAUUUGUGAAUUAAAUUGUUUAUCUUUUAUUAAUUGCUAAGAAUUAGACUAUGGGUUAAAAAAAACGAUAGAUUUAAUUAAGAUUUAACAAUUAGAGCUAUAUUAUUCUUAUAAAAUUAAAUCGUUUAAUUGUAAAAGUUCUGUCAUAACUGAUAUUGCUAUCUUUAAAUUUCUAAUAAAUGGGAUUGUGCUUAAUAAAAAUAGAUAAAUGCUGUAAAUAUUAAAUUUAGAAAGUUGUAAUUUAAAUGAUGACAUGAUGCAAAUCCUAUCUUAAUAGUUUUCAGAAAUUAAAGAAGAACAAAAAUUUUAUAAUAGAGUUUUUAUAUUAAGAGAUAUUUAUUUGAGUAAUAAUAAUUAAAUCUCACUUAAUGUUUGGAAAUAAUUUUGGGAUGUUUUAUUAAAUGAAUAAGCAAAUAAAAAAAAAGAGAUGAAUGAAGAUCAAUCCAUAAAUAUUGCUGUAGAACAGGAUCUAAUUAAUUAAUUAACAUAAGAUGAAGAAAUAAUAAAAAAUUAAACUUAAAAAUUAAUUGAAACUUCUUAAUUAUGUUUGAAAGAAAAAAUUCUUUAUAAUUUUAAAAAAUUCACUCCUUAAUUUCCAAAAUAGAUAACCAGUUUAAAAUUAAAAAUGAAUUUUUCAAAUAUUGAUGAUUCUGCACAAUAAUUUUAAUAUUAUCGAAUAAUUGCUGGUUUUAUUAUUCAUCCAGAUAGUUAAUUAAAAUAUUUAGAAUUGGAUUUCCUAAAUAUGAUUGUCUUUAUUAAGGCAUGUUUAGAAGCUUUUGAAUUUUCUAAAUUAUUUUUCGAAUAUGCUUUGAAGAUAUCUAAAUAAAAUCAUAAAAGUUAAAUAAAAUAAAUAAAAUUGACAAAUUUAUAAACAAAUAAUUUAGAAAGCACUGAAAGCUUUGUUUAGAUGUUCAUUUGCUCCAAAUAUAUUGAUUUGACUAAAUUAUUUAUUUCUGGAUGUAAAUAACCUUUGAUUCACUUAAUCUUAAAGAAUAUUAACAGAAGAGAAGAUUAUUUAUUAGAAGAAUUAAUCCUUGAAGAUUAAGAUGAAAUUUUAGAUUAAAAUGAUACAAUAAAUUAUAUUUAAUGGUUAAUUUUUGGACAAAAAAUGCCUAUUAAAAAACUAUAUAGUUCUGUUGAUUUAUCUGAUUUAAAUUUAGAAACUUUUGAAUAAAGUAUUUUGUAGUAAUCAAAAUUAGAAUCAAUAAUCAUUAGCUAUAAAAAAUCUCACAAUUAUAAAAUUUAUAGUAUAAUUUUGAGUAAAUUACUCUCCUCUAAUUUAUUCGAAUUGACUAUCAAUUUAACUGAUGGAACAACUAUUUUAGAAGAAUCUUUAAAUAAAAUUGAUGAUUUUUCUAAAAUAAAUUUAAAGAUUUUGAAAUUUAAAGGAGAUUUAAAAAUUAAUAAAAAAUUAUUGUAAAUAAUUUUAAACAUGUUAAACAAAUUAGAGUUUUUAUAAAUUAAUUAAAUAUUAUUAGAAGAGGAAGUAGAAAUUUAUGAAUUAUUAGAGGAGAUUGAAUUGAAAUUAAAUAAUAAUGUGAAAUUUGAUAUAAAAUCAAUAAUUGGAAUUGACACAAGAUAUUUAUUUGAAAGAUUUUUUUUAAAUCCAAAAAUAGGAAUAAGAGAAAUUAUUUUAAGAGACCCUUAAUUAUUUUGUUAUUUAAGAACAAGCAAUAUUGAACAAAAAUUAAGGUAUUUGAAUUUAACAACAGAUUAAGAAGAUUAUACUGAAAAAAGACUAAAUACAGAAGGACUUUAUGUAAUAGGUUAGAUGCUUAUAUAUAAUGAAUAGAGUGUUUUAGAAGAGUUGGUGUUAAAUUCAUGUCAUUUACAUAUGAAAUGUAUUGAUGCAUUAUGCUAUGACGCUUAUGCAUUUUAAGAAAAAAUUAAAAAAGAGGGUCGAUAAAAAACAGCUUAAUUAACAAUUAAGAGAGUAACAAUUUAUAAUUCAUAAUUUAUGGAAGAUGAUGGUAUUAAUACUUUGAAUAAGAAUUUAUUAUAUUUUGAAUAUAUCAAUAUGGAAAGAUUUGAAGUUUAAUUAACUAAUUGGAAUAAUGCAAAUACUAAAAGCUUAUGUUAAGCAGCUUAAAAAUGGUUGUAGUUUUAAAAAGAAUAUUAAAGAUAAUUUUAAUUACAAUAUCCUCUUAAAUAUUUAGAUUUAGGAAGAAAUGAGUUUGUUGAUGAACAAGAAGUUUGGAAUAAUUUUUUAUAAACUUUUGUAUUUACAGAUAAUACUCCUAAUUUGGAGACAUUAAAUAUUCAUUUUAUGGGUUUUAAUGAUUUGAAAGUUUAAUAUUUAAUAUCAGAAGCACUUUAGUUCUUUUCAAAAAAACCUUAAAAUUAUAAAUUUAAUGUUAAAAAAAUUAAUUUUUCUCACAAUAAUUCUCUUACACAUGUAGGAUGGUAAAAUAUAUUUAAAAACUUCUUUUUUCAUCCUAAAGUUGAAUUAAUAGAAUUAAAUAUGACCAGUACAAUGCUUGAUAGUUAAAUAAAAUUGAAUGUAAUUUCUGAUGUAAUUAAAGAAAGAGCACAAAAUUAUCCUAACAAAAAAGUACCUUUACAUACAUUAUUAUGUUAUAAUGUAAGUUUAAAAGAUUAUGUGGCUGAUUAUUUAUCUGAGUAACCCAUAAAUUAUCAGAUUCCUCAAGAUUUACCAGUUGAAAUAGAAUAUAAUAAUAGUACAAAUGUUGGAUAUUUUGAUGGGGAACCAGAGUCGUUUGGUGAUAAAUUAUAACUAUUCUAAAGACUUAUAAAAUAUAGAUAAAAAAUUGUUUUUUUAAAAGAUUGGACUAUUUUAAGAUCUAAAUUUUCUACUUAUCAUCUGAAUAUAUGUGAUCAUUAUUUGAAGAUUUUUAAUUAGUAUUUAAAAUAAAAAGGAAAUGAUUAAAUGGAUAUAAUUCUAAGUUUAAAAUCUCUUGAUAAUUUUGCAAAUCAUUUUGAAUACAUUACUUAAUAUCCUGGUUAACCAUAUCCAUACAAUUUGAUAUUUUAAUAAUAAACUUUUGAGUAUUUUAAAUAAAAAGAAUGUAAAAUCUUUAAAAUUAAGAUAAUUUAAACUGAGUUUGCUGAAUUAGAAUAGAUUAAUUAAUUCUAAAUUUUGAAACUAUGGCAUAAUAUUAAAAAUACAAAUACAAGUAUAGAUUAGAUUUAAAUUGAAUAUGAUCUUAACGAUGAUUUGAUAGAUGAAAUGUUUAAAUAAGGUAAUAAUGAAAGAGAUAUUAUUUCUCUGAUUAGGCUCAUUCCUCCAUCUAAAAUUCGUAUUGAUAAAUCUUUAAGUUUAUAAGCCAUUAAAGCUAUAUAUUCAAUAUUGUAUGACACAUAUUAUUUUAAAUACUCUAUCAUAAGUUAUAGCUUUGAUAAUUUCUUAAAUGUUGGGAUAGGCUAUUCUUUAAGAGAAGUAUUUUAUAAUUAUCAUACAACUGGACCAAUAGGUAAAUUUAUUAAAAAACUUUUCUAUAAAUUUUUUGACUUCUUUGUGAAACCUACAAAAAAAUACUUAUUCAAUGAUGAAGUAAAAUAAUUAAAUAAUUAUUUAUCUAAAUAAAAGUUGUACUUUUUAAUUAUUGUUAUCACAAACAUUUUAUAUUUCCUAAUAACACUAGCUGGUCCUUAUCUUUUUACAUAUAAGUUUUUAGAAAAAGAUUCAACAUAAUUGACAAAAUAAUAUCUUUGUAUAAAUGGUACUAGUAAAGAAGCAUCAUAUUUAUAUUAUGCUUUUGCUGCCCUUACUUUAUUAACAGAAGCAAUCCUUUACUAUAAAAUAGCAUAACUUGUACCUAAUCAUGCCGAAAGAAUAAUUGUUAAUAAAAUUGUUUGUGAUGAGUAAUAGGAAGAUUAAGAUUAAUAAAAACAUUUGGGUUAAGAAUCAGAAAAACUUAACAAUAAAGUUUUCCCUUCUUCAGAAGAAGAUGCUAUUAUCCUUACAAGUAAACAUUAAAAUCAAAGCAAUAGUUUAUUUAAAAAAAUGACAACAGUAGUUAAUAAAAAAAUAUAAUCUUUAACUGCUUAGGCAUAAGAAUUUACAUAAUCUAAGUGGGGAAUAUUAUUUAGUUAUUCUUUGACUUUAUUAAGUUCUUAAUUAUUCAAAUUUGAUUUAUAUAAUGAUGUUGUUUUUAUAUUGAAUGCUUACCAUUGUGAAGAAUUUAUAAUAUAUGUUUUAGCUUUAAUAUCUACUGCAUUUUCAUAAGGAAUUUAUCUUUCAUAAUUUAUUUAUUUGAUAAGUUAGAGAGUAAUUUACGAUGAUAAGACUGCUAAACUUUUAUCUUCUAAAUAUAUAAAUGAUUUCUAUUAAUUAAGUUUCCUUGGUAGAAAUGCAGCACUUUCAACCAUUUUAGACUCUACUGCCCCAUUUAAUGUUACAAUCAUUCCAAAUACAAAAAUUGGAAGAUAUUUCUUUCCAUACCAUGCUGGAAAAGCUAUGAGUAAUUUAGUUAAAGCCUAUUUUUUUUAAUUUAUUUUUGAAGAUCUACCUUAAACACUUUUAUAAAUGCUUUUUAUUGUGAAUCUAACUAUCAAAAGAUCUGGUCAAUUAUCACCAUAAGUUUAUAUUUCAAUAUUAACUGCUAUUUUCACAGCCUUAUCAUCUUUUUAUAAGUAUUAAUUUUCAUUAUUUAUAUUAGAUUUUUGUCAAUAANAAAAAACUUUUCUAUAAAUUUUUUGACUUCUUUGUGAAACCUACAAAAAAAUACUUAUUCAAUGAUGAAGUAAAAUAAUUAAAUAAUUAUUUAUCUAAAUAAAAGUUGUACUUUUUAAUUAUUGUUAUCACAAACAUUUUAUAUUUCCUAAUAACACUAGCUGGUCCUUAUCUUUUUACAUAUAAGUUUUUAGAAAAAGAUUCAACAUAAUUGACAAAAUAAUAUCUUUGUAUAAAUGGUACUAGUAAAGAAGCAUCAUAUUUAUAUUAUGCUUUUGCUGCCCUUACUUUAUUAACAGAAGCAAUCCUUUACUAUAAAAUAGCAUAACUUGUACCUAAUCAUGCCGAAAGAAUAAUUGUUAAUAAAAUUGUUUGUGAUGAGUAAUAGGAAGAUUAAGAUUAAUAAAAACAUUUGGGUUAAGAAUCAGAAAAACUUAACAAUAAAGUUUUCCCUUCUUCAGAAGAAGAUGCUAUUAUCCUUACAAGUAAACAUUAAAAUCAAAGCAAUAGUUUAUUUAAAAAAAUGACAACAGUAGUUAAUAAAAAAAUAUAAUCUUUAACUGCUUAGGCAUAAGAAUUUACAUAAUCUAAGUGGGGAAUAUUAUUUAGUUAUUCUUUGACUUUAUUAAGUUCUUAAUUAUUCAAAUUUGAUUUAUAUAAUGAUGUUGUUUUUAUAUUGAAUGCUUACCAUUGUGAAGAAUUUAUAAUAUAUGUUUUAGCUUUAAUAUCUACUGCAUUUUCAUAAGGAAUUUAUCUUUCAUAAUUUAUUUAUUUGAUAAGUUAGAGAGUAAUUUACGAUGAUAAGACUGCUAAACUUUUAUCUUCUAAAUAUAUAAAUGAUUUCUAUUAAUUAAGUUUCCUUGGUAGAAAUGCAGCACUUUCAACCAUUUUAGACUCUACUGCCCCAUUUAAUGUUACAAUCAUUCCAAAUACAAAAAUUGGAAGAUAUUUCUUUCCAUACCAUGCUGGAAAAGCUAUGAGUAAUUUAGUUAAAGCCUAUUUUUUUUAAUUUAUUUUUGAAGAUCUACCUUAAACACUUUUAUAAAUGCUUUUUAUUGUGAAUCUAACUAUCAAAAGAUCUGGUCAAUUAUCACCAUAAGUUUAUAUUUCAAUAUUAACUGCUAUUUUCACAGCCUUAUCAUCUUUUUAUAAGUAUUAAUUUUCAUUAUUUAUAUUAGAUUUUUGUCAAUAAGACCUACUAAUUUACUUUAAGAAGAUUUUGAUACAUUGGCUUUAAAGUAAAAUGCUAAUUAUAAUUUACAAACUAAAUAAUGCUUACAAGAAGAAUAGUCUUAAAUAUCAAAUUAUAUAAGUUUAUUCAAAAAUCCAAAUCAUGAAUUAAUCCAGAUUGAAUAGUCAGAAGAAGAAAGACAAACACUAUUAAAUUGA